CCGGGCAGCCCCGCCGCGGGUGCAGCGUCGCCAGCCCCCUGCCCGGGCCAGGCCGGGCCGAGCGGCCGGCGGGGAGAUGAGCUUCUUCGGCUUCGGGCAGAGCGCCGAGGUGGAGAUUCUGCUGAGCGAUGCCGAGAGCAGGAAGCGGGCGGAGCACAAGACCGAGGAUGGCAAGAAGGAGAAGUAUUUCCUAUUUUACGACGGAGAGACGGUCUCCGGGAAGGUGAGCCUCGCGCUCAAGAACCCCAACAAGCGGCUGGAGCACCAGGGGAUCAAGAUCGAGUUCAUCGGGCAGAUUGAGCUCUACUAUGAUCGAGGGAACCACCACGAGUUUGUGUCAUUGGUGAAGGACCUAGCCCGGCCUGGUGAGUUCACACAGUCCCAGACCUUCGACUUUGAGUUCACCCAUGUGGAAAAGCCCUACGAAUCUUACACAGGACAGAAUGUGAAGCUAAGGUAUUUCCUCAGAGCCACCAUUAGCCGCCGACUCAAUGAUGUUGUCAAGGAGAUGGACAUUGUGGUCCAUACACUUAGUACAUAUCCAGAGCUCAAUUCAUCAAUCAAAAUGGAGGUUGGGAUUGAGGACUGUCUGCACAUCGAAUUUGAGUACAAUAAAUCCAAGUAUCACUUGAAAGAUGUGAUUGUGGGGAAAAUCUACUUCCUGUUAGUGAGGAUCAAAAUCAAACACAUGGAGAUUGAUAUCAUCAAGAGGGAGACAACGGGGACAGGCCCUAAUGUUUACCAUGAGAAUGAUACAAUAGCCAAGUAUGAGAUCAUGGAUGGAGCACCUGUGAGAGGGGAAUCCAUCCCCAUCCGGCUCUUUCUGGCUGGGUACGAGCUGACUCCCACCAUGAGAGACAUCAACAAGAAGUUCUCAGUGCGGUAUUACCUGAAUCUGGUGCUGAUUGAUGAAGAGGAGCGGCGCUACUUCAAACAGCAGGAAGUGGUGUUAUGGCGGAAAGGGGACAUUGUACGAAAAAGUAUGUCUCACCAGGCAGCCAUUGCCUCCCAGCGCUUCGAGGGCACGUCUUCCCACCCUGAAGCCCGGACCCCCGGCCAGCUGUCUGACAACAACAGCCGGCAGUGAGGCUGCUGGGCUUUGCCCCUCACCCACCCACACCAGCUGCUCAAGGGGAAGGGGGGAGGGGAGCGUGAUGCUCUGCAGAUACUUUACACACAACCUGAGAAAACAAAAACAAAUUCCAUGUAUGACUUUAAUUCUUUCUCUGAAGAACCUGAAGGGGACAGGUAUAGAAGCAUUCCCCUAAAACUCUGCCUGCAGUCCCAGGGAAGCUUGGAGAGCUUUAGAACCCAAGGGCUGACUUAGGGCAGGGGGUGGAGUCUAUCCCCCAAAGAUAACCAAUCCCUAGGGUGAAGGAUCCUGCCCUUGGCAGGAAGGCUAUUGGACCAAAAGCAUCUUAGAGCAAAAGGUGGUCUGUGUAUUGAGUAGAAUGUUGGCAGGGUCUUACCUGUCCUUUGGCCCUUCACUGUCUGAGCUUCCCAAGCCAAGGGGCUAGGAGUGUAACUGGGAUCUUCAUUGGCAGAUGCGGAUCUUGGAUGGUCCCAGUUAGACCAUCCCCUUCUUCUAUCCCCAAAAAUGUGAUAGGAAGUAGGUCUAGGCAGGCAAAGCCCAGACUGGGCAAGAAUAAUUCAAGAUCAGGAAUCUACCUCUUUGGGAGUGGGAGUCUAGGAUGUGGUGGUAUGACACCACAAGAGGAGCCAUCUCUUCUUCCCUGGGCCCAGUCUAUUCCCCCUCUCAAAAAAAAAAAAAAUUCCAGUGAUGAGACAUAGAUACUCUACUUCCACCACAUGCUUCCUUCAUGCUUAAAUUAUAAUCAUCCUCAGUCAUGGAACGGAAGCCUGAGCAAAGGAACGACAGAGCCACACCCUGGAAAGAGAAGGUCCUCUAGGGGCAGUUGUGGGCAGCAACACUUAGCAAAUAUGAGACUUCUGAGCCAUGCCUAUAGGGAUGGGAUCAAGUCUUUCAGACAAGGCAGUCUGCUCCUGGAAUACUGAGCUCUCUGGCUUCUCCAGCUUCUUGUGUGGACACUGACACUUUAGGGGUCAGAGGUCCUCCAAGUCUGGGAAACUGGGUUUUCCUUUAAGCCCUAAGCAAAAGGUCCUACUUGCCUCAAAGGGAAAUGAGAGAAAGCGGAGCCUUGGCCAGUGCUUCCCCCAAAGCCAAUCCCUACCCCACCCCAAGCCACCUCCUGCCUUUCAGGGAUAUAGGGGCAUGACUUUGAACCCCUGAAGAUCUCCCUGUUGCAACUACCCCAGACCCUUUAGAAUCUAGUCCCCUAUUUGUAAGAAAAGGAAAUGACAUGAGGGCGUCCAAAGAGGACGAUGGCUGUCCUGACUUCUAAGUAAUUCUGCUUGCCAAAUGGAAUCUUCAUCUUUACCAGAUGAAGGCCCAGAGUCUGGGGAAGGCUAUUGCUGUUUUGCCUAUUUAAAAACAAUCUCAUCUGGAUGUUUUUGUGAUAUAAAGGGAAGAGAGCCAUUCCCCUUUUUGUGACUCUGUGCUCUGGAGAGCAGAAGCGCCCAUCUGGAGACGAGUAAUGGUCAACUUUUCUCAGCGAAAACCCCCAACUCCUCAUAGAAUCGGAGUUAACGAACGCCCAUGGGUAAAGUCUCCCUUGGUUGCCCUGGAUCAUGGGAAGAUGAAUGUCGUACUAAGGAGGAUCUUGACUGCUUCAGAGCACAGAGUUAGGACUUCCAGUGUGCCUACCUGCUAAUAGCUGGCAGCCCCCUUCUGUAACCUAACAUGUCAUUUUCUCUACUUUCCCCAGUGAUGUGCAGAUCUUUCCUGACUUUACUGAUUUGUCAAUUAUAAGAUUUUCUUAUGGAAGGGGAGAGAGAACCCAUUAUGGCUCUCUCAUGGGCAAGACUCUUACACCAGAUCUUUACUUUUCACUUUCUGGUUUCCCCUCUCUCCCCCCACUUUCCUUCUCCCUUCUCCAACUGUCACUGCGAGGGUAGCCCACCUCCACUUUUCCCAUGCCCUCAUCCUGGGGAGUGCAUAGGUACUAAACCAAGCAGUGCAACUUGUAAUUAAGCAGCUGCAGUGUUUACAUGUUUCUUAAUUUGUUGUCUUUUCAAUGGCUGUAUUUUAAAAAAACAAAAAACAAAAAAAAACUUGUUUUAAUUGUCUCUCUGAUUAAAGGGAGCCAUUGUGGCUCCAGAGACCACGUGCUCAUGGAGUGUGA
This is a messenger RNA of Sarcophilus harrisii (Tasmanian devil), 3203 nucleotides long. It is a transcript of the gene VPS26B, whose product is annotated as VPS26, retromer complex component B. Bases 77 to 1087 code for a protein of 336 amino acids. The record is from RefSeq and is a predicted model, not a curated record. Gene Ontology annotation, biological process: retrograde transport, endosome to Golgi; intracellular protein transport. Gene Ontology annotation, cellular component: retromer complex; endosome. The transcript is spliced from 6 exons. Lineage: Eukaryota; Metazoa; Chordata; Mammalia; Dasyuromorphia; Dasyuridae.